UCAUGAUUCACUUUCCCUAGGCUUACUGUCACUGGACUAUUCAACAUCUCAGGCUUUUUUGUUUAUAAACGAUGUCAGGCUCUAACCCUUCAAUGCGUCUCUCCAAAAGAUCCCGAGCCAGCGAUGCAGCGCAAGAUAGAUUGAUUCGCACUGAGGGAGAGCGAGUCAAGCGACGUCGCACUUCCCAUGACAAGGAUGAGAUUAAGCAAAGCUUGGGGCCAGCAAUGCCCCAUGCUCCAAAAGAAAAGAAUGACCACAACCAGACAGUACAUGUUGCAAAUAGUUCUUCAUUGCAUAGCAUCGACCAAGACACGAUUGCAGUCCCUGAAGCUUGGUCCUUAUCUACACCAGUCGCGGGACAGUAUACCAACAUAGAUCCAAUCCUUACCCGCGAUGAGGGGUAUCUUUUUGUCGGGCUUGAGGCAGCCGUUCAUGUUUAUUCUGUCGCAACCUCUCGUCUCUUUCGAACACUGCAGUUGAAACCAAAUCAAAGCAUCAUCGGAUACAAUCUUUCGUCAGCGAGUCAGGAGUAUCUUUACAUCGUUACCUCCGCUGGUUCUGUUAGCAAGUGGGAUUGGCUAUCUGGAAAACAAGUCUCACAUUGGACCAUGGGCCGCAAAAUAAUCUCCGUUAGCCCGUCCUUUUCUGCUAAUCAAGGCGAGGAAGAUUUUGCAUUACUGAUUCUGCGAGAUCACAAAGCUGGGAAAAGGGAGAUCGUUGUCGCUCACCUAAGUGAGAAGAACCUCCACGAAACUGUCAUCCUCGAAACAAGCGCUCGGCUUGACCACAUAAAGUGCAUUUCUGAUGGCCAAGCUGUCAUUGCAUAUAGCGGUCAGCGUGUACUCAUUGGAACUCAAGGUUUGAGCCAAAAUGAUCCGGAACUCAUGCAAUAUACUUGGAAAGAGGUGGCUUUGCCUGUCAACAUUAGUUGUGUUGACAUUCGGCAUUCUACGGCAUCGUCUCGGGUCGAAGGACAAAGUUGGAAUAACAAGAAGGGUCCGAUUGGCAUUGACCUGGCCUUAGGCAGCUCAGAUGGGUCUAUUCUGAUAUAUCACGACAUUCUAAACUUUGUUGGUAAAGAGCACCACAAAGGCGAGAAGACCAUGACUCCUAGACGGCUGCAUUGGCAUAGGGACCUUGUCACUGUAGUUCGUUGGUCAAUUGACGGUAAUUAUGUUAUAUCUGGAGGUCAUGAAUCUGUUAUGGUGUUAUGGCAAUUGGAUACAGGCCGGAAGCAGUUUCUUCCACACCUUUCUUCUCCAAUCUGCAACAUUGUGGUCUCCUCAACUGGCAACUCCUAUGCCAUCAAGCUAGCCGAUAAUUCUAUCAUAGUUUUAUCGGCGAGAGAGCUACAACCAUUCGCUACCAUAACCGGUCUGCAGUCGUACUCACAGAUAAACAAACCUAGGGUAGGGGUAUAUCCACCACCCACACCAGCUGCAGCAAUACUACACCCACAAUACGGUGAAAGGCUCUUGAUAACCGUGCCAGCCUCACGUCAAGUCACCCAUGAAGGUCACCACCCCGCAAAUUCCUGUGUCCUUCAGACCUACGAUAUCCAUUCCAAUAGUCAUAUAUCUCGUCAGGCUCUCGCACGCACUAACGCGACAACUUUGAAAAUCAGCCCGGAAGGUUUACCGAUUGCAGCGCCGAAUGUCACUCACCUAGAUGUUUCUCAUGAUGGGAAGUGGAUGUCUACAGUUGAUACAUGGAGCCCCAACCCCCAUGAUACUGAGGCUCUUGAUUGCAAUAGCACUGGUAUGCGCAGCAUUGCCGCAGACUAUCAAGAGGUGUUUUUGAAAUUCUGGAGAUGGAGCAAGUCUGGCUUGUGGGAACUUGUCACACGUGUUGAUGGGCCCCAUUUUUCAGGGAAGGGCCCGGUUCCGGUCUUGGAUCUUGCAUCUCGACCAGUUAGUGAUGAAUUUGCAACAAUAGGAAGCAACGCGGUUUUACGCUUGUGGUGCCCAAGCAGUAGACAGCGCAGUGGACUCAAGACGGGGCAUGGUGAAGAGCAGCUCGAGACUUGGAAAUGUCGGAAUACCGUCGAUUUGAAGGGAUACAUCAACGGCGAAAAUCUUGACAGCGUGAACAUGGCUUCCAUAGCGUUUUCUCAAGAUGGCUCCGUGCUUGCUGUAUGCCUACAAUCAGGGUAUCCUGGGAGUCCCGGGAUUGCCGUCCUUGUUGAUGUUCAAAGCUGCACUGUCCGUUACAGUAGAGCAGGGGUGUAUCCAGGGGACCCCUGUGUGGCAAGGUUCCUAGGGUGCCACCUUGUUAUCGCUUCAACACAAUCUGUGUCUGUUUGGGAUACAGUGGAUGAUAUAGUAAGGACACCGGGCAACUUGGAAGUCGGUUACUCCCAUGAUGAUAAGGCGUACCGGCUUUUGGCAGUGGAUCUCAAUACACAGACUUUCGCUGUUACUGUACAACGUCCACAGAGUCCUACUGCGCCCAGAAAGGGAUGCAAGUACUUUGUGCAGGUGUAUGAUGUACAGUCAUUAUCCUUGCUUAGCCAGCUGCCUCUGGGGAGAAGCCCCCAUGCUUUGCUGCCCGAUUCACGAUCGGGUGAUUAUAUUGUGCUGGAUGUAGCAGCAAAUGUACAAAGACUUGGUUGCAGCAAGAAGACAUCUCAGGCCCUCCCGUCCCAAGACUGGGUGGAUAAGGUCAAUUCUGGACUAGCAGAGUUACUUGGAAGCAGUGUGUAUGGGUCCAGAUACCAGCAACCUUCACAAACACUCAUGGACAGUUUUGAAGCAUCACCUCCACAAAGCAAAGAACUAGCUGGGAUCUUUAAUGAUUCCCCAUUUGUUUUGCCUUCUGCUAGUGUCUUAUUCCAGGACGUUGUGCAAGCUCUCACUGGCUAGUCAUUGACUUUUUAGAAACUAUUCCUCUUGAAAAUACAUUGCGAUAUUGACUAGUAUCUACCUGGCUCUUGGGUGCACCCUGCAUCGUCAGUGACCUUGUUACCAUAACUAGUUUAUACCCUGUCAAAGGGAAGGGAGAAGUUCUCUAUAGGUUUUUUAGAUGUUACUUACGUCUCCAUAA
Molecule: messenger RNA, 3042 nt
Organism: Aspergillus caelatus
Lineage: Eukaryota; Fungi; Ascomycota; Eurotiomycetes; Eurotiales; Aspergillaceae
Product: WD repeat protein
Exons: 3
Coding region: 72-2861 (929 amino acids)
Biological process (GO): positive regulation of transcription by RNA polymerase I; positive regulation of rRNA processing
Cellular component (GO): nucleolus
Molecular function (GO): RNA binding; protein binding
Source: RefSeq, a predicted model, not a curated record